AUGACGCCGCCUGUGGUGGCUCAUUACAUUAUCUGGCAACCGGAGUGGCAGCGGACAGAAGAGAGGGGAUCCCCGGGAUUUUUACACCGAAGCCAGUUAAAUACCAUCAGCAAACAUCUGAAGACUGCGGAGGAACUCAGCCAGGCUCCUCCUAGACUCCGUAAGUUCUUUAUUUCAUGACGAUAUUACAAAGGCGUUCAAUAUUCAAUCUUCAAUUAAAUUAUGACGACGGUGGGAAGUUUCUCUUUCGGCGUUAGCACGGCUAACGUAAGUUAAGCUAGCUAGCAUAGCUUCAUCUCAGCUAACGUGAAAGGUAACAGUUUGUGUGUCGCUCUGCCACACACACACACGCACACAUCUAUUGAGUGCGGGUUGCCAAGAACAAAUCCGCCUCAAAAAGUGGAGCAAUAUUAAAACAAACUUCUCCGGCAAACUUGUAUAAAGAUGCACCAUAGUAGGAUAUAAUGUUAGUUUUUGUUUUUUCGAAACUCAAAAGAGGAUGCUAAAGUUGGGGACAUAUUGAGAGUUUAGUUUGCAAUAAAAGUGUGAUUAUUGGUGAAUAUUCAGAGUGUCUGUCUGAGCUGACGAGUGUCCAGGGAGGUAGCUGCUUUAGCGGGCUAACAUCGCUGCUAGCUAGCCUUUUAACACCAGCAGCUCACUGAUACGGGGUCGAUUUCAUUGUCUGUCGUGUAUCGCUAUUUGGACGCACACACACAUCCAAGAAACAGAACCACAACCUCUGUGCUCAGAGUUAAAGGAGUGUACACUCCAGCGGUCACUUCUUUAACUUUUCCCUUUAUUAAUGGUCAUGGUCAUUAUUGUGUGUUAGCUCGCGUUAGUUAGCCUCUGGUUUUGUAGCCGGGCAGAUGGACAGGUUGUUGUUGGCAAGCCAAGUUAACGUUAGCAUGAGAUAGCUUGUUGUUGUUGAUGGGUUAGUUGAGGGGAAAAAGGUAGCUUUUUUUAUUGGUUAAAGUUGUCUCUCUAAAGUUUAGGAACAUCAUGAGGAGCAUUUAUACCGGUAAAGAGUGAGCCGGCUGUUGUUUGUGGUCGUGGAUGGGUCUGAUUAUUGCUCCGUGAGCCAUUGAUCUCAGAACUUUGUCAGAUUAGCUCAACCGUGAAAAGCCUUUUUAUGGAGGCGUAAUGGUGGACGGUGGUGCCUCCGUCUGGGUGUGUGUCUCCCUGUCCACGACGGGCUAGUUGCGAUCACUCAACACCAGACUGUUCGGAACCACGUUGGCUUUGUAAUAAAAUAUCACGAUUUGCACCUUAGGUCAAAUUUUGCGUGGUAUAUGUGGGUAAAAAGACCUUGUUCCCCCUAAGUCUUAAAGCACCAUUACCACUAUGCUGUUAAUUUUUCUGAUCGUGCCGAGCAUUAAAAGGCUUCCUCUGAUCUCAAUGAUUUGAUGUUAAUUAUGAGAUCAAUUAUUUGUGAGGUAUGUCUGAAUUAUUAAGACUUGUAGCAGCAACUCUGUUGGGGCACAGGUCCAAUGAAUUUCUAGACGCUGUGAAUCAUGGGUCAUUUUGUUUCUAGUGGAUACCUAAAAUCAUUUUAGCAUCCACCUGUCUUUGAGGUGUUUUUUUUUUUUUUUAAACUAAGCAGCACUUGGUACAUCCCUUCCUCUCUUGAGCAAGUGUCCUCCUUUUCAGAACAAGCAGACAGUUGGCACCCUUGGCUAGUGACGGGGGACACAUGUCGCUUUGCAUUUUAUGAUGGGCCUUCGAUUUGCCCGAGGAGGGGUGCCUCUUAUGAAAAAUUCUCCUGAGAGUGAUGUAACCAGACAAGCAUUACUUAAGAUCCACUCUUAUUCUGCUGCAUCAACUUUUUUUUGUUAAAUCUUUAUUUAUCAUCUCCCACUACGUUCACACCUUUUGGUUUCAUCAGGGUUUGUUCUACUUUUUUUGCUGUAGUUUAGUGUUCAAUAUCACCCUUCUUCAAAGGAACUGUAAUCCCGACUCCUUUUGCACGUGCGCUAAGGUACAAGUUGUGCUGCUCAAUCUUUACAUUGAGUUGGGUUCAUACAGGGCCACAUUCAAGUAUUUGUACAUGUAAUCAUAAGUCAUGCUUGGUUGUUAUUUUUUAGGGCCCGACCGAUAUGGAUUUUUUGGGGACGAUGCCAAUACGGAUUAUUAGUGGGGAAAUUUUUUUUAUAAAAAAUAUGUAUAUAUUGUAGAUAUCUACAGUAUACUUUAAACUACAGUAUACUAUAUACUGUAGGCUACUGCUCUUCAUGUUGACAGCAAGACUGACAGAUUAAACUCAGACAAGAAAAGCAUUUUCAACAGUGUUGUUUUGUUGACGAUGACGAAUAUAUUUCGUCAUCGUCAACAAAAACAACACUGCAGAAUAUAUGUUGAGUGUUUGACUGAAACGCUCAUGAAUUUUUCUACUCUGUUCGUCGUCCACCAGUAACGUUUUCGUCUAGUCUCGUCAACGUCUUUGUCGUGGAGAAAAAGGGGCGUUGACUAAACAUUUUAUUGGGUGAUAUUCUGUGCCUCCGCGUCUUAACUCACAUCUGGAGACAUGCAGCUGCCUCGGUAAGAGAAGUAGCUCGAUCACGUAAUCUGUACUGUUGUUUUGUUUAUUCUACCGUUACUGACACGGCUAACAGUAUAGCAAGGCUAAUAGCAGGUGGCUAACGCUAACCUUGACUUGCAUAUUACAUGGUGCUUCACCGUUAACUCGGUGUGACCGAGACCAGCACAGCGGGGAACAUCGUGAAGUGGGUUGAACUGAAACUUGUUGACUUAUUGUGUAUUUCACAAUAAGGCGGACCACUCUCCUCCGUGCGUCCCUGAGCUGCCUGCUUCAGAUUCGUCACUCUGCUGUGCUGUGAGGUAGUUAGUGGAUGAAGAUUGUCAUGAGGUCGAUGGGCCAUCUACAGGAUAAGUCGGGGAACUUUUCAAAUUGCGGAACAUUUUCAAAGUGAAACCAAAUCUUAUUCUUCGCAUAUUAUUUCUGAACAUAUCGGCGAAAAUCUGCAAUUUUUGGCCGAUUAGUCUUAAACAUGCAAAAAUUGGCAAAUUUAAUUGGCUCGCCGAUAAAUCGGUCGGGCCUUACAAUGUAUAAAUGUUGGUUAGAUCACAUCUGGUCAAUACAAAAACAGGCUAAUCCAACAUUCCCCACUUCAGGUUUUGCUUCUUACCUAUUGUAAUGAUAAGCUGAUACAACCAGCACUGAUACCUUAAACUUCUGAUAGCUCCCUGCAGUAUGUUAUGACUCUUCUCUUAUUGUUUUCAUCCAUCUAAAUCUCUCAUGGUGUCGUAAUAACAGUAUCAGUGUUGCUCACUGUAAGGCACACUUAAACUUAGCACACACAGCGUCUGGCUGAGCGUGAGCCCUGUCAUUUUGAGAAGUUAAAAGGAAGUGCCGUUCAACCUAAGAACUCUACAAAGUCAUACAGCUAGAUAGUGUGGAUGUGCAUGAGAGAUGAAGGAUCCGUAUGUAUGCAUUUUAAAGAUAAUGAUUAUCUCAUAGUGGACGUCAUCGGUGGGAUUCUGAGGCUCAGGCAGCUGAAAGCACUUGUCUAUCAAAUGAGAUGGUGAGGAAGGAUGCUGUGAGGGAGAGUCAGUCGAGUUUAUUCAAAGAAGUUCACUCUGAAAUAGUCCGCUUGCAUCACAGAGCGAAAAUACUAUGUUAUUUUACAUUUCUUAUUCACUCAGUUUCCUAAAGGCUUGAAAGUGAUUGGAUGCUUGACAGACUGACAUUGAUGUUGUUAAAGUCAUAGCCUAGUAUCUUAAAUUGACCUUGUAGGACUUUGUAGUCAGACCCUAUAUUGACCUCCCCUAUUUGAGUAAGGACAAAAUACCCUCAAAGAUUUGAAUGAUAAAAAUAAUAGAUGAAACACAUAAAAGAUCCCUGACAUAGGACAUUUAUUAAUGCAAUAGAUGAUGUCCUGCACAAUAAAACCAGCUUAAAAUAUCAGUACAGGCAAUCAGUUUGACAAAGUUAAAGAGAUUUGAAAUGAAUUAAAGGAUCUGGACCCCUGAGGACACAAGCUAGUAAAGGUCACACUUCCUUCCUCUGUAUGAUUGAGACCUGGAAAAGUACAGACCACAGAAACAAACAUCAACUCAAACAGGAGAAAGGAAAUGAGAAAGAGACACGGACAAUACACGCACAAGGGGAGAGUGGGAAAGAGACAUGAAAAAAGAGACUGGAUCUCCUGAAAGACAAGCAUCCACAUCCAGUCGUCUAGCGUUUGGCACCACCAUCCAGGGGUAGAAGUGAGGCCAAGGGUCCAACAUGGAGAAACCUCAGGGGGAAAGAGAAGACUGGAGGAAACAGGAAGAAAAAAGAGGUAGAUCCUCAUGCACUUGCAGUAGUGGAGUGUAAAACCAUUUCUCAUAUAAGUGAUAGCUGUCUCCUGAGAUCAGAAAGGUCCUUCAUGCCACGAGAGCUGUUUCUCAAAUCAAAGAUCUGAAAGAACGUAUAUGAACUAUAAAAUGUAUAUUAUAGGGCUCUUUCUUGCAUAUCAACCUAUGACGCUGCCUCAGCCAGAUUUCCGCACCGCCUCAGGCUCUUGUCAGCCCGAAGGUGUUUUUGUCACCAUUUCUGAGAACACAUUCGGUGAAUUUGUCAUUUUUAACUGCAUUACAACAAUGUGGCGUCAGCGCUGUAUCCAAAUCAGUCCAGUGCAGUCGAAAAGUUGCUGCCAAAAACCGCUCUUCUGUCCUGUUGUGUCUGUAUAAAACCAGGGAUGAGCGGGUAUGUGAACCAAGGAGGUAAUCGUCUGAAACAUUCAUAGUGAGCAGGCAAGUUGGUGGUCGGUUUUGUACACGUUGAGCAGAUUUUCACUACUCCCUACUCUCAACUCCAUGCCUCGUUUGUCUAAUAAUGUGUCUGCUAUUACAUUGGUUACAAAUAAUGUCAUGAUAUCAACCCAGAAACAGUCACCGUACAAAGACUCCUUCUGCUCCCUCUGCUGUACUCGGGCGCCUUCUUUCACCUUAACCAAACUGUGCGUUUAGAGUCGUCUGAGAGAGGGAUGUUUCAAAGACAAGUGUGGAAAAUUUGACGCUCUGAAUGCCCUGAAAUUGUCUUGAAACUUGAAAGAGAUCACAUGUGAGCUUCAGACUGUCUGAGUUUAGGACUUCCUGUUGUCAUCAGGGACGUUCUACCAGAGAAAGACUUAUUUUUAACUCCAAAUGAAGACCAGCGCUCUGUGUUCCUGAGAACAUGGGCUGGUAUUUGAGGUUUGAGGAGAUCAUUCAGGUACGGCAGGGUGUGUCGUUCAUUCAGUUAGUCAUCAGAGAUGUGAUUUAAGACAGCGGGGGCCUCAGCUUAAUAGAUAUACACGGUAACUGCAGGAUCUGCUCCGUGUUUUUGUUCUUGUUUUGGGAGCAGUCUGCUGCUCACUCAGUUUCCUUGUUUAUUGCAUCAGAUGCCAGAGGACAGGAGUAGUCAUAUUGUCCACAGAGUCCCACCCAAAGGCCCCAGGCAAGUCUAGGAGCUGGAAGAGAGGAAUCCUCCGAUGUUUAACUGGCUGAUUCUCGUUUACCCUGUUGGACUUCAUAUUGACUCAAGCGCGUGUGUUUACAGUGCGACCAACCUGACAAUUAGAGGAAAAAGUGCACAUAAAAGAAAAAAAAUGACAUGUUGGUCAUUUUGUUUAAUGACGCCAACCUCAAGAUUAAGCAGCAGUUCGGGAGAACUACAAAGACUAGGGGUUAAGCCUCACUUAGUGUGAUACCCAUAUGCAGUACUAUUCCCACUUAGAGGUAGUUUUGGUGUUAGUACUUCUGUACUACUGCUGUUGGUGUUAACCUGUGUAAUACUGCCUCCAGGGUCAGACUGGACAUGCAUCAUUUAAGAAGACUUGUAGUUCUUCUUCAGUAAAUGGUCACCUGCUGACUAGAUGUUUUAUGUGGCCUGCUAUGGAUCUACCUUUCUGUGAAUAUUUAGACCUAGUAUUUGUUGUUGUAAAGGCUCGCCUGGAUGAGUUUGAAGGCGUUAUUUUCAAGAGCGUAAGAAGAAAUGACAAAUUCGCUCCGGUUCAGAGAAGAUUGGAAAAAAGCAAUGAGUCAUUUAAAAAAGGCAAAUGAAUUUACGGAAUAAUACGCACCUUUUAUGUCUUUUGUGGAAUCAGAAAAGGGCAACUCAUCCUGUGCAACCAAAGUGCAGAGAGAGGUGUUUUAUUUUGUUGCAGUAUUUUAUCCAGAGGACGGGGCAAACAGCUUCAAUCAAGAAAAGUUACUGUUUACAAAGCGAGGCAGACCAGUCUUUUAUACUGCUUUUCUCUUUCAUUGGUCAUAGUCAAGGAUUUUAAAAGAAGUACAUAAAAAGUGAAUAAACUUAUUGCAGUUGGAUUAGAAAGGAGGUACAAGUCUGAAUCAGUGGUGUGCAGGUGGUUCGUACCUUGCAACUAUCAAUGCGUUUGGCUGUGCACAACUACUGUAUUAUUGACUGACAGGGUUGGGAUAAUAGAUGGUGCUAGAAGAAGCUACACCUCUACAUUCCAGGUUCCACAGGAACCACACACUCCAAAGCUGAUUCUGGCUCAUUCAAGAAAACACUCAUGUUUCCAGAGCGAGCGCCGCAGUGCAUCUCAGCUCAGUUCCAUAAAUGUCUAGCCACUCCACUCCACUAAAGAUACACGCAGGGUCUAUUUUCAAUAGACCAACACGUGUUUAGUUGAACAGAAGAAGCUCCAACAUGACUCUAACUGUUAACUUUGUCUGUGUGUAGUAGCACAAGUAGAACAUAUUUAUGAACUUUAAAUCUUUUUAUCCUUGAGGAGAAAACAAAAACAACAAAAAAAAAAAACAUAAUUUCUUGGCGUACUCAGCAAAAGUAGAAGCACACAGGGAGACACUGCAACCUGUCAAUGUUGUUCUCUCUUUAUAUGGUGUUAUCAUAAAAUCUUGAUAAUCCUACAAAAUCUUGUGGAGUUGUACGGUGGGCUUUCGUGAUCUCGUGAGUCCAGCUGCUGUGGUCUGCACUUUGUUGUACUACGCUUCAAAUGUGGUGUUGAUGAGACACGGCACGCAUGCUUCCUGUGGGACCUAAGGGUCGGUCUUCAUGCAGGAACAGUUCACACUUUUUUUUCCUUCAAGGAACCCCCACAAACACACACAGCAGGGCUUCCUCCAGGAUUUUUGGAAACUGUGGGGGAGGGCUCUGCCUGCGAGCCGCAGUCGAGCUGGACAGGAAGUUGAGACUCAAGUGUUGUUGUUUUUUUUUCAGAAUUAAGUUAUUCGCAGAGCAGCGUCACCUUUCAUGAGUACAAUUCCACUUUAUGUUUGUAUAGAUCCAUUCAUACAAUAUAACUUACAUUUAAAACGUUUGGAAAAAAAAGAUUAUUAUUCAAAAGACAUGACGGCUUUUAUUUUGGCGUGUAGUGGAAAUACCUGAGCAGUCUUUUUUCACACAAGUGCAUCCUGUAUUUGAGAUUUUUUUCAGUAAAUAAAUGGAUGAGGUCCGUGUAGAAACUGCCUGAAAUAUGACAAAACUCAACAAGCUAUCUGGAUGUAUUGUAUUGGUUCAACACAACAUUGAAGCACAAUGUUGGUUUUCCAAGAGCUUGAUGCUUCCUUGCGUCACUUUUACAACCGUAUAGUAGUGUCAGGAGUUAUGCUCAAUUGUUGCAUUGAUUUCUGCACCCAUACUCAUCCUUGUAUUUUUAGAGCUGUUACUAGUACUCAGCACAACAUGGAGGAGAAAAAAAACAACAACUCCAUGUUAGGGUGGAUAAUGUCUAUGCAAAUCAUGCCCCUGUGAAGCUCCACUUCACAUGUCAGUGCACAAGUGACAGUCCUCAUGAGCAAUAACACCUGAGGGGGGGCUUUGAUCUAGAAAACUUUCAGCACAUUCACAGGUUACGGCUCUGCAAAUAACAAUUGUUUUCUCAGUGGGGCCAUUGCUGACACAGCAACUCUUGAACUCCGAGUGCAACAAACAGGCCGACCAGCACCUUGGAUGCAGCAUCGGUGCUCGUGUCCAACAUGGGGGACAGACUGGCCUGCCUUACUCCCUGGCUCAUGGCUGUUUCACUCACAUCAUGUGUGGGUGUAUUUCACCUGUGUAGUUUUAGACAUGGCAUUAACUCAAUAAAAAAGGACAUUUUCAAGGUUUCACCAGUUUUCACCAGUGUUAGCAUCUGUUUUACUCAAAGAAGUUUACCAUAUUAGAAAUUGAACUCCACAGCAGUAGACUGGGAGGUCGCUGAGGAUAGGAUGAGAAAUGGGGUUGAAUUUUGAGUGUCCUCUGUGGGAUGAGCAUUAAUGCUUCUGACAUGGUAGUCUUUGUGCCACAGUGCUGUGAGGUGCUCCACACACUGCAUUGAUUGUCUUGUACUACGUCACUCUACAUAGGAAAAAAAUGACCUGAUUAUCAUUCCUGAAGCUCACUGUCAUCCCCACUGUCCCAUAUCUGUUGCAUGAGUCCAUUACCAGCAUGAUGUUUUGAAGCUUUAGCAGGAAAAAAUCUGAUCAUAGUUUUAAUAUCCAUGACUCCAGAGUUGAAGUUUAGUUUCAUAUGGGUGGCAUGAAGGGUGUUAGGAAGUAAUAAACUAUGAAUAAGAACUACAGAGACCAGGACUGUACUCUGGUUUGACGAUACAGCAGUAAAAAAAAGGGGUUUGGACUUUAAACUUGGAAAAGUUCCUAUAAAGAAAAUUUGUAGUUUCUUCUUUGGUAGUGACUUUAAUACAGUGGAUCCCGUUGUAAAUGACACAACUUCCAUUAACGUCUUCCACAACUCAUCUAAUUCUUAAACAUUCGCUUAUCUGUAACUAUAGUGAGGAGGACAGUAUUGAUAUACAGCAUCUUUAUGUGUCCACAUUAUGAUCUAAUAACGUGUAAGUGUUUAAAAAUAUAAGUUAUAAUGAUUCAAAAAUGAGAAACAACAAAUGGUUCACUACUUAACAAUUUGAAUAAAGUUCUAGCACUGAUGCAGAACCAAUCACCUUUGCCGUUUCUGUGCUGAAACUUUUCUGGAUCAGGUGAGGAAACCGUCUUAAAUGAAUAAAAAACACAUAAAGUCAGAGCCAGAGUAGAGCAUACCUUAUAUUAUGCACAAUAGUUCUACGUUAAAAUUUUGUGAAGAGAGAGACAUUGUAAGGCUGAAUUUGUUGAAGAAGUUUGUCUGGAAGUCGCAACCAACUACAUUUAUCUUCAUUGACUUUUUUGUUUUUGGGGGUGAAGUACAGUAAACAAAUGACAUUAGCACUAAGCAUUUGGUAAGGUCUAGUUCAGUGUCAGUUUUACCUAUAGGCUCCAGAAUAAUUUUAAAUUUCACCAGUUUAUACAUAACCACUUUACAACACAGCUGUCAUGACAGUCUUCUUUUAUUUGCACCAAAUUAUACACUUGAACAUUAACAAGACUUCAAGUAGCAUAUUGCAUGUGAUGAACAAUUCAAUAAACGAACAGUGGCCUUUUUACAGGGCAUAACAACUCUUUGAUUUUGUAAAACAAGAAUACAGUCCAACUUAUACAGAUUGGUAGAGGUUCAAUGUCCAGUGAUAUCAGAUGCGGCUGAUAAAAACUUACCUUCCCAUAAAUUCUAUUGUGAUCCUUGAUCUUUAGAGUUCAAAUGUCGUUUGUGAUUUUUUUUUUCUUUACUCCACCAGGUGUAGGAUAACAUUUCUUCAAACUGUCACCAAAAAGGAAUAAUGACACAGAAAAAGUGACAUUUGCCAUCAAAUUGUAACCACAAAUAACUCUAUACCAGGCAGAUAAAGAGCAAAGAGGAUGCUCAACAUUGUCACCUGGUCCCUGUAAGUUGUCCAGUCAUCCAAGAUUGUGAAAGCUUCACAGUAGGGCUGGGCGAUAAACCGAAAAUUUACUGAUUCCGAAAUUUAUGACAAUAACCAACGUCAUUUUGCCCAAAUCAAUAUAGUGUCAAAAAAAUAAAAGAUGGUUUUGGAUGUAUGUGUAGUGUGUAGGUAGGCUAUGGUCUCAUGUCACUUUAAGAUGCUGUCCUACGUCAGAGAUGCGACUCCCCCCAUCCAGUCUGUAACAAAGAGGGAAAGACAGGUGAGGAGAUGGGAGACGGUUCAAAAGUUGUAGCAGCUGAAGUAGAUGAAUUCAAUGUGGGAGGUGGUGAGCAGCUUCUGGAGUAGUUAUCGACCAGUUAUCGUUAUCGAGGUGAACUGCUCAAUAUAUUGUGAUAUUGAUUUGAGACCAUAUCGCCCAGCCCUACUUCACAGCACUACACAAUAACUCAGAGAGCACACUGUUGUUAUACCUCAUCUGCAUUUUGAAUAGCAGGUCACAGCAGAAAAAUAACUUUUGUUGACAGUGGGUCAGAUGUUUGUUUAUUCCUCCAGUGACUUUUUCUGAACCAGCCCUGAGAUCAAUUUGAAACAGAUGAUAAAUAAUCAUUUGGGCUGGCCAGGAGUUCAUCAUCUAUUGUUGCUGUGAUGAAGAUAUUAAAUAGACAUUGAAGCUUGUUUAUUUUUACUAAUACUGUACGGAAGUUCAAAAUUCUGGUAUUGGGGGAACCCUACAUCACACAGACUGGUAACAACAGUGGAAAUCAUCUUUGGACACUUAUUCUUCUCAACAGGUAGCCUGUAAAAAAUCAACACCUCAUGGAUGUUUCGUUCUUGUCCCCGAAUACUUUCCAAAAGUCACCUAAACAAGUUGAGCAGGUUACAGCUAGUCUUAAACUUAUAAUGAGAGAUUCCUCAGGACAUUAACCGUGGUGAUUGGUUAUGUCAUGCUGUCAAGAUAGGAGACAUGGUGUACAGAACUGCUGGCAUGGAAUCAUAAGGUCAGGUCUGGAAUCUGGUUUUCACCCCCAACUCGAGUCUUUUCUGACAUUUUAAGGACUCGUCCAAAAAUAUUGAUGUCAGCUUUCUCUCAAAGACACGAGACCACUGACCUACUUCAACUCUGUUUCACACUCCUGCUAUGUGCUCUGACGAUGUUCUCAGCGCCUCUUGUCUGGUUUGCCGCGUUUCUUUUACACUCCAUAAGUCUCCUUUUCUUUCUCGCACUCUGGUCACUUCCUGCUGCCAUCCAUUUCUGCGAAAUGUAAUCUGAUAGCCCAGUCUGCGUGUGUCCUGGCCCUCCGUUCUGCAUGUGAGGGUACGGGCUUCUGGUUUUACGGGAUUAUGGAAGAACCAUUUGGAAGCAAUUUGGCUGAAAUUGGAGAUUAUUCUUGUGUGGGUUUUUUAAAAACAUUUAGCUUUCCCUUUUCAUUACGGAUUUUAAACCCUUGUGGUUGAAAAUGUACACAGUGAUUUGACCCUUUAUGAAACUUCUACUUGAGAUAUGAAGACGCGUCAUCACUUGUAGAUGUAACUUUUGAUUUUAAUGGUGUAAAUGAAUGAAAAGAUGGUCUUCACAAACUUGACGGUACUCGGAAGAUGUGUUGGCUGUGAUCAGACUGUGCUUUCUACACUUGAAGAGUACAUCAUCUUGCAUCUGUGUAAGUGUGAUCCAGCCGCGGUCUGACUUGUUUUAAUGGCUAUACAUGUUUUCGCAUUCUGAUGUGUUAAUGGACAAAAGUCUGACUUGCACUUUUCGACUCACUGCUGUUGUCGUUGUCACGUUGCCGAGGGAGAAUCCAGGUGGAGACAUGCGCACACAUACGUACACUCUGUGGCUCCGGCUCUCACUCACUCGCUUGCUCACACACACACACACACAUAUGAACACACACACUCACGCAGAGGCAGUCUGGCAGAUUCAGGGUUAAAGGCUUCCAUUUUGUUAGGUAACACCCUAAUGGUCUGAUCUGUCAGUGGCGUUAAAAUGGCAGGGGCUUAACCCUUGGCGUUCGGGACACAACCAGCAGGGGCACACACACACACACACAAACACACACUGGGCUGGCCGAGCCUACAGCAGAACAACUGAGGAGAAGGAGGAAGAGGGAGGGGGGGGUGUUGAGGCAGGGAGGGGUUGAGGGACGGAGGAAGAGUGAGCAAGAGAGAGAGAGAAGACAAGGAAGAGUAUUUUUCACUUGGGUACAGUUAGAUUAUGGCUCAGCUAACCACAUGCGCUCUGCACCCUUCUCCCUCCCCCCCAACCAUGGCACCUCCUCAGCUGGGUCCCUGCCCCCACUCUUAGCCUGGUGAGCACAAAUUAGUAUAGGUAGUCUAAUCUUUUCAGAAGAGGAACCCUACUCUUUGAUAGCCUGUAAUAGUUUUAUAAUUGAAGGACAUAAUUUUGUAUGGAGGAAGUGACAGAAGGAGAAACCCUUCAUGGUCGUCAGAGGUCACUUAUCACUCCAUAUUUGAGAGAAUCAUUGCCUGGUAAUAAAUCUGGUGUCUUAAAGUAAUAACUUAAUAAAACAGGAGCCACAGGAGAGAAGCAGUUGUCUUUUAUCGGGCAAUGAUGAUUCUUUCUUGUAUUGCUUGUAUUGGUCAGUAUAAUUGUUGUUUCCACUUCCUGUGAACCCUAAGGACACAGCCGAAUAGUCUCCGUUUUUUUUAAAAUGGCUGUUAAUGUGUUUGCUGGCUGAGUCCGGUCCCAGUGGGGAGAUCAUUACAGAGCUGGAGAUGAGAGGCUAGCACGCUACCUGAGGGUAUGAGCCUUUGCCAUUGAUCUGCUCUCAAUGAACUGCUGCUGGACACAAAAGGAGACGGACCGAGAAUCAGACCUGUAGUGUCAGUCCAGGUCACAAGAUUUCCAUUUUCUUUCAAGUGCAUUGUCUUGUCCACACUCGCACAAAGAAAGACAUGAGAGACUGUGUCUGUGCUGUUUACUUUAUGGGCAUGGAUACUGACGUUGGCUAAUACAGCCUACACAGAGAAAUGCGCCUUUCAUGUGCACCUUUUUAGGUACACAUUUGUUUAUUAGGGUGCGUAGUCAAAAUGUCCUAUCUCAUAUGCGUCUGAAUCCCUCAUCCCCUGUUUUUCUUUCCCCGUCUAAGAUCCGCUCUGCCCUCAGGCCUUAUUAAGGAGAGGGACACGCAUCCACUCCUCCUCCUCCUCCUCCAUAGUCUCCUGAGAGUAGCAGACACAGAUCACCAAUCACUGACAGCCUUCCUCCCUUUCUUAGCUUCAUGUCAUUUUCCAGCUCCUUCGAGGUAACCUUAAUUCUGUUUCAGAAUGCUUGUCGUCUUCCUGUGGUUUGAUCAUUUCAUCCGCAUUCAUUUUAGACAACAUAACAUAGCAAUAGUGUCUACAAAAUUGCUCGGUAUUAGGCAUUAAUAGAAAGUGGAUUGGCUAAUCUUUUCAGAGUGACAAAUGCAGAAGAAAAUAAACGUUUUGAAAGUCAUCAAUAGAACUCAUGGUCCAAGGUUAAGCUGUAAAAUAACCUAAAAACUGUCAAGCACUAGCUGGUUGAAGGUGUCAUGAUCAGAUGCAGAAAACAUCAAGUGAUAUAUAAUAUAUUUUUUAAACAAAGUUCCUUGUUCCAAAUGGCUUCAGACGUUUUUCACUCAAUUUCUGAUCUUUGCCAUCAAGGGGCAAACCAAGUGGGUGGUAUCAUUUGAUGUUUGCAGGUAUUUCAUUCUCACAAGUAUUCAUGGUAGCUAUAAAGCUGCUGGUUUAGAAUAAAUGCACAUAUUACAAGGGCCCACUAACAAUCAGUUCUCAGUUGUGGUUUAUCACAGAGUUGCAGGGAUGAACCCAGAUUAAUUGCAAUUGUAUUUGCAUGUUUAGAUUUCCAUUAUGUUAUAUUUUAAAAAAAAGUGUCUAAGUCCGUAUUUACAAUAUAAAUUGUUUUUUUUCCCCUAAUGUUUUGAUCUGGGAAUCAAACAAAUACAAAAAAUGUGCUUACCUCAGUUUUAGAUUAAAAUAAGUGAUGCACUGCUGCACUAAUGUGGUCUGAAACCACAAUCUACAGAUAGGAAACAGCUUUAAAGGUCUUACUCAACAAAAAAUGCAGUAUUUUAUUGUUUUUUUAUGUGAGGAAGGAUGAUGCAUUUUAAGUAUAAGAAAUUGCAGAAGUGUAUACAAAAAGUCUCUUACAUUUUAAUGUAAUGUGAAGUUGUUGUGAGGUAAUUUGAUUCUUACAUCACGUCCAGUGAUCUUCACUGAACAGUUUUUACAUGUUUUAAGUGUGCUGUUCUGUUGCUCUCAUUGAUAUAUAGAUCCUGUAUGUGUGAAACGUGUGUCCCCUGCUAGGGUGAAACAUCUGAACAGUCACAAUAUGCCAAGCUUGAGACAUCACUUACAUCUUGGUGACAGGCCUAUGGGGAGUUUUACACUAGUCCUCCCCAGACUUCAGGGGUAGCCUGCUGACAUGAUUAGUAACACCUGUACAUUUGGCUCAUGGGCGGUUUCUGAAACUUCAAAUAGUUAAGUGACAUUUUAAUUUGGUUUGACACAAAAUGCAUAGUACUAUUGACAUGCAACCUGUGAGGCCUUGAGAGUUUAAUUUAACUUUUGCCAUUAAAAAGCUCGACACUGUCAAUCUUUGCAAAUAAGGUUAAGUACUGACUGUGUUAUUUUGAUUGAACAGUUUACAGUAGAAAACGUUUUUUUUUUUAUUUUCCCUCUGAGGAAUUGAAAGAACCUCAUCGUCUCAAGCGCUGCAUGCACAGAUACGGCUGUAAACCUGCUCAGAUUAAUUUUUAAUAACAUUUUCAAUGAUGAUAAAAACGUUUGUAUAAAAAACAGAAUGAUGCAAGGUCCCAAAAUCAGCACCAGUUGAGGUAUGUUAAUUUCAGUGGGCUGUUAGAUUUACGACAGGUCAAAAUAUGUAGAAAAAUAAUCAAACAAUGUGCCGUCUCCUCUCCCAUGAUCCUCUACUUUCUGCUCAUGACAAAGGGUCUAUUUUGUUUAGAUCUUCUGUGAACCCACAAGAGGCUUAACAUGUAUAUUUUUUUCUCAUGGGACAAUGUGAGCAAGUUCACUUUCUGCUAGUUCAGCCCCUCCUGCUCUUCACUGUAAAGGCCACACAAACAUGAGUGAACACAGGUAACUGCUGUUUGAGUCCACAGAGCAAAACUGAUCACAGGAGGAAAAAAAAACUAUUGAAACUGAGUGUGAAUUGGUGGGAAAGUCACAGUAUUGAAUUCAGCAUUAAGGCAGCCUGUGUGAUUGUCGUUGCUGCAGUAGGUAGUGAGCUCCAGUUUCUGAUUCACAUGGAGACUUAAGAUAAAGAUGUUUAGUUUCUAGACGUCAUAUCAAAUUGGUAGUAUUAAAUAAACUAUAUAGCUACUGCCUUGUGCAACGAUCAUAUGGCAUACAUAGGAAGUGACUGUUGACCUAUUAUGCUAAAAUUACAGACUGUUCCGCGUUUGGUUGAUGUUUUUGCCGUUUUGAACUAUGUGUUCCUGGAAAGUUACCGAUCGGUGCCAGAAACUUUAGGUAGUGGCCGGAGUUCUGCAUCGUUGUCCCAUUUCUAAUCUUUUUAUACAGUAAGCUGUAAGAAAUCAAGAACAUUUGUUCACACCGAGUUACUUGAGCUCGCAUCGUGCCUCAAAUUUUGCUUAGCGACAGCUGAUGCAAAUGGUUCUGGUGAGGUGAUUGGUUUUAAAUGCCAGUCCUCCUGCCCCAUGACAAAAUUCAGAUCAGAUCAAGACAUUGUGAACUAUUAAUGGAGCAGGGUGUGGCUACUUGGGCCUAAGCCUUAAAUAUUUUCUCCAAAGCCUUUAAACUUGCAGGUCACCAAAAUGGUGUAACUCUGUGUCAUCACUAUGAACCUUUUGUUUUAGGUUACUGACAGUGCAUGUAGCAGAGACAGACUCAGGUGGUCAGGAGUGAUGUUUGCUAGUGUCUUUUACUAAGGAGGACAGGAGGCGUAACAUGUCGCAUGUGAGCAGCACACACAUUAAGCUGCACCAAGUGUCUAUUUCAGGGCACUAAGUGUGUUUAUUUCGUGUACCGUUGGCUGUCGUAACCUGUAUUGCUCUGCUAGUGUUGCUGCUCCAGUCAACCAGUGUAACGAUCAGCCAGGUAACUAGAGAAAUGAUCAUCAGAGACAUUAAAGGUCGUGAAUUUAUGGGAUAUUCGCCUGCUUCUGAUAGAUAAAGAGAAAAAGAAAUAAAUGAAGAUGAAGGGGCCAUGAGAGUUUAUACUACAACUAAUUUUUGUAGCCAACCUGACAUGUCAAAUUGGACUUUUGCCUUUGUAAGAGCUCAUAUUAGUAGAAGACAAUCAGAACUAUCAUGAAAAUAAGUCUAUAUCUGUAACCACACACAUACUCUGCUUUUCAUUUUAAUAAUUCAGGUUUUACACAGAUUUCUUACACUGUCUGUGUUAUGUAACCUAAGAGUAGGAUCAGAAUAGUACCAUCAUACAGCCUCAGUCUUAUUAGUAGGAAAACUGUUCAUUUUCAUCAUGUUGUGUUUUGGUUUUAAAAUGCUUGGACCAGUUGUGAGCAAUCGGUUAAACCCUAAAUUAAAAUGAUGUUUGAUGUUUUUUUGUUUUUUUUCCCCAUGUUCUAUAUACAUUUAUGUCUGUAAUAGUUUUAAAAAAGUGCAUCUACCCGCACAAGCAACUUCAUGUUUGAGCAGGUGACUUCUGCACUGGGGGUGGGAGAAAAAUCGAUACAGCAUAGCAUCGUGAUAUUUUGUCUAGUGAUAUAUCGUAUCAUCUCUUUUACCAAAUAUCGAUUUUUCCAAUUAAUUGUUCAUAUGAAGCCAAAUCUAUGAUAAUGGAAAAAUAAAACCAACUGUGGGCAUAGAGCAGGAGAAAGUAAGUUUACAAGAUGUGCUACAUGAAAAUAAAAUACAGCAGAAAAGAAAGACAAAUGCUAAAUCAGCUAAACACUUGAAAAAAUUGUAUAUAUUGCAAUAUAUUGCAUUGCAGUACACCUUGUAUUGCAAAUUGUUAAAAAUCACAAUUAGAUCAUAUCGUGGCCUAAGUAUCGUGAUAAUAUUGAAUCGUGGCCCAAGUAUCGUGAUAAUGUCGUAUCGUGGCCCAAGUAUCGUGAUAGUAUUGUAUAGUGGCCCAAGUAUCGUGAUAAUAUCGUAUCGUAGCCCAAGUACCAUGAUGAUAUUGUAUCGCGGCCCAAGUAUUGUGAUAAUAUUGUAUCAUGGGGUCACUAGUGAUUCCCACCCUAACCCUAAUCUGUACAUAUCCUGCUGUCAGCAGAUGCUUUCCCCCCAGUAAGCAGUUAAAGGCAAAGUUUUAAAAAAUCAGGGGAUGAAACUGUUACUAAACUUUGAGCAGUAGUGUUGUCACCCUAGCCAGUUCAGGGCAACUACAAACUCCCGUACAUCAUCAUAUGACAUUGUCACAUGCUUUUAGAUACCACACAACUCUGCUUUUGAUACUAUGGAGAAUGGAUGCUGGAGGGCAGUUCUGAUCAAGCAUAUCACGCAGUAAUAGGCAAGAUGCAGCCUUAAUCCAUGGCAGAAAGGGUUCAGGGUACCCGCUUCAGCCAUGUUUCUCCCUCUGGACAUUCUGAUGGACAACUCAGACUUAGUUUAGGGGUAGUGUCAGUCUCAUUAGGUUUUACGCACUAGAUGGAUGGACCUGAGGGAGCAUGAAAGCUGCCAAGAAGACCACCAGCGCUGAUUGAUUCGCAAUCCUUUUACAGGCCUUUUUCCAACCCAACUGGUUGACGUAGGCUCAAGUAAAGAGUGUUGUGUAAAAACAUGAUUCUGUGUGCUGUGUACAGCCCUGCUGUUCUUCUAUCUAACCUGUAUUCUGCAGUGUGGAGGUUUUAUUUAUUGAUCAAUGAUGGGCAUUUUGAGCAGAUCAUUUACCUUAGCUGCCACCGAGCAUGAGGAACAGACAUUUGCAUUGUCAAAUUUUUAGCAAUAACAACUGCUUUUCUGAAGCCAAUGUUAUUGUUUUAUACAGAACAGCCUGUCAGUUUAGCAGCAAUCCUGUAACAACCCUUAAAGUGAUAUUCUGACGUAAAAUUAAUUUAGGGUCAAACACAUCGUAAGUUAGACACCCCGUCGAGAGAUGAAAGUUGCCGACCACUUGCUUCUCUAGUUAUACCAACUUUAGUAACAACCGCACCAUAGCAAUACACAACAGUCUCAGGAGCCACUCGCACACCCACACCAACAAGCCACUCUGUAGCCACACAUAAUGCUCAGAAUAGCACCUAACUUCAUCAACAGUACAUAUAGGGUCCAAGCUAUAGUACCAGCCACCAAACAUCUUUUUAACUUAGCCUUACUUCUUUAGCAAAGAGACCAAACGCAACUCACCUACUGUUGUCCAGCGGCCGCUUGUUUGUACAGAGACUUCAGACGAGUCCAUCACCAACUGCAGCAGGGGGACGGAGAUUGAGGAGGAACAUUUAUGAUCAUUAUUUCAUGGAAAUGCAAUCAGACCGAGACGCUAAGGCAGAAGAACUAACUCAUCUGCAGUGCAAAAUGAUGAUUAUUACUUCAUGGAAAUGAUAAAGUAAUGAUCAUAAAUGUUCUUCCUUGAGCUGCGUCAUCCGCUGUAGUCUGUAAUAGACUCGUCUGAGGUCUUUGUACUAACAAGCGGCUGCCAGAGGAGAGUAGGUGAGUUGUGUUUCGUCUCUUUGCUAAAGAAAUCAGGCAAAGUUAAAAAAAAAUGUUUGGUGGCUAGUGUUGUGGCUGGGACCCUAUAUGUACUGUUGAUGAAGUUAGGUGCUGUUCUGAGCAUUAAUUGUGGCUAUAGAGUGGCUUUUUGGUUGAGCGUGUGGAACCUGAGACCGCUGUGUAUUGCUUUUAUGCAGAUGUUACUAAAGUUGGUAUAACUAGAGAAGCAGGCGGUCGGCAACAUUCAUCUCUCGACGGGCGUCUAACUCGGUGUUACGGUGUGUUUUACGCCGGAAUAUCCCUUUAAACUAUCUUGUGGCUAAAAUAGUAGCAUUGUGGAAAUGGUGUCUAACUAGAGAACAAAAACAAUCCAACAGACCAGUGCAAUAUGUGCAGUAUGAUUAUUUCACAAGGCAGUAGUAGUAGAAUACUACCAGUUUGAUACAAAACCAAAAUUUGAUGCAAAAAUCAAACAAAAAUCUUGACAUACAACAUUAGAAAGGCUCUCUCUCUAUAAGCAGUGAUUUAAAACACGAUUUGACUGCUGUUGGUUGUAUUACAGACAUAAGGAGCUCUGACAUUUGUCCCAUGUCACUGCUGAGCCUCUCUGCACACUGGACUGACUCCUCUACUGCAGAGUUUAAAGUGAUCCACAUCAGCUGAUCUUGUUAUCUGGUUUUUGAAGGAUAUAGAAAUAACAAAUGGGAAAAACAUAAAGAAUAAAUCAGUCCAUAUUAUUUUCAUGAUAUCAGAUCUAUUGUACAUGAGUUGUUCUUUCUGGCAAUCAUCAUUUCUUAUCAUCCCAUCUUGUUGGGCGUUCACAGAUGAGAAAGUUUGAGCACCCUCUGUGCUUCAGUUAUUUCUGCCUUUUUCUCCCGACUGUGGGAGAAGUGCCCCACCACCUUCCUGCACAGCUUUAUCGCUCUUGACACUCUGUCAUCUUUGACUGCAUGUCCUGUAAUACAAAAUAAUAUGAGAACAGUGUCAUUUAUACAAUUUGACUUAUGUGAUACAAGGUUAUCAACUUUUGGAAUAAACACACACUCACAUUCUCUCCCUCCCCUCAAUUUUUACAUACUCACACAGAAACACUCACUAUCUCUCUCUGCUCACACACAUGCACAUGCCCACAUAUAUGUCACUAGACUAAUUAACAUACCGUUGCCAAGAUGUAAUUGGUGCCCAAAACACUGGAGUCUGGUCCCUUCAUUCAGCUGUGCUGCCAUCACCAUGUUCAUUGGUUGUCUGUCAUUAUUCAGACAUGUUUUUUUUCUGUUGCAAGCGCCUCUCUCAGGCCGGCUGCUAUAUUUCCCCCCAUGUGGUCAUCUGUGUGCGGGUAGUAGGAUGUUUGAAGGCAGCGAGCUAUGAGAUUCAAGUCUUCGUCAAGUUAAUAAACCAUAAGACUCAUAUGGCUCCGCUGUACGGCUUGACCGCAGAUCAGUUAUUGUUGCAAAAAAACGACACUGUUUCAGCUCAACUGCAACUCUGUCUGCGUUUUUAUAUUGCUCAGGUAUAGCAACAUAGCUGAUUUCUGUACCGCAUAUCCAUUAUGACUAUAUGCACACUAUAUGAACGAGCAUCAUAUGUUUCACUAUGAACUCAUGAAGAGUGAUGGUAGAAGAGUUGGGUCAAAGAUCCCUGUCAGCUUUGCGCACUUGAAGUUAAAGUAGGCCUGGGCGAUUUGGCAAAAAAAAUGAUCACAAUAUAUUUUGUCAUAUCAUCCGAUCUCGAUGAUUAUCACGAUUUUUUCACUGCCUGUUUUAAAGCAUCUGUACUAAAAACUAAAGCGACUAGUUUAGUUAGUUCAACAUUUUAUGAACAAACAAAAUAAAUAAAGCAAAUUCGCUCACAUACCUUCCACAUCGGCUUAAUUGCGCGACGUCACUUUGGAGAAACCCAAACGACUGCCACACAACCGACGUUGAAUAACUUCUCAACAAGAACAUCUUCGGAGAAUGACUCAAAGUCACAGCUGACAUCUAUUUUGCUGCCCUUAGCUUCGCGUUUAGCUCCACGUUCGGUCAUUUUGUUUACUUCUCCGGUAACUUACAGAAGUGAGCAGAAAAAGCUCGACUCUGAUUGGCUGUUGUGACACACAUUUCCGUUAUGUUUGAUGAGUAAAUAUGCUCACAGCUGAUCACCGCGAUCGAACUGAAAUUUAUCACGAUCAUACAAUCGCCCAGUCCUAAGUUAAAGCACUGGUCACUGGCAUUUUAGCCAUGCAGCUAUCCUACAUGGCUUUGUGGCGUUUGAUGCACCUGUCAAAUUACUGCCUUUGCGAUAAGAAAAUCUCAUUUUAGCAUAACACAGUAUUAUCACAAAUGCAAUUAAUGUUUCAGCCCUAAUAGCAGGGCUUCGAUAGGUUUCCAUAUAGGUGACCUGCUUUCUCCAGAGUCCCAGCCUUCAGUCGUUGUUCGCCUCCUCACAAGCUCAUUGUAUGUCCUUUAACCUUCUAUCACACAACAGGCUCAUGGGCUCAUAUAGAGACUGAAUACAUAAUGGGCUCCAGUGAGUGGUGCUCCUUCACUGAGGCCUGAGUGAAAUGGAGAGUGCUGCAACAAUGAGAUCUUGUACGCACAUCCCUAUUAGUCAGUCUUGAUUGCAUAGAAAAUACUCUCAGCAUAUGCGUGGACAACAACUUUACAUGGUUAUGCCCUCUUGUUGCUAAGCAGCAGUGCAUCCAGAGUAUGAAACAUUAGAUUCAUGAUGCCGUCAGUCUCCUGCGGGACCACAGACACCACGUGUCUUAAGAUGUGAAACUAGCAACCACGUCCGUAUCUAGUGAUGUGCAGAUCAUCUGAUGCUGCGGCUGCACCGUCCCAAGAGUUACAGUCAUUUUGUAGCUGACAGGGUUCACCAUCACACAGUCACAGCCAGAGCAUUGUGCAGUCACUGUUCCUACUAUCUUAACAGUUCAGUAUGCUUUCUAAAUCACCGUGCGAUGCAUACAGGCAUGCACACAUUCAUACCCACCCACCCGGAGGCUGUCAUCUCGAGAAGAUAGAUAGCCUUUGUGUCCAGGGAUGGUACAGCAGGGCACAUCUGUCCUUGUUGUGUACCAGGGCAGGGUGCUUUUUUGGUUCCUCACAAUUGAAUUGCAAACGCAGGCCCGUGGGUUUUAGAUGUUUUGUUACAUCUUUGGGUCUACAUCACACAAAGAGAGUAAGGACACCUGCAUUUUAUUUACAGUUAUAAUGGAACUUGCUAGAAUUCACUGGUAUGAAUUGUUAAAAAAAAACAAAAAAACUGCAGCCUUGAAGUAAACAGAUUUGUGGAAAAUGCUGAAUAGCAGUUUCAUUUUCCCACCUUACUUUUCGAUUCUGUCCUUGCUUUGAUUCGGUUCCUUUUUGUACUUUUGAGUCUACUCCAGAGAAAGUUGUUUUUUUAAUCAAACAACCUUGUUAAGAUUAACAAAAGGGCUGUGACAUGAAUCAAACCACUUCUUCCAUAUCAUUUCCUCCUUUGACUUUGUUUGUGGCCUCACUGUCUUUCCCUCCCUGUUGUGCCACUCUGUCUCUCCAGGGGUUAAACCUGUGCCUUUUCCCAAUUGCAAACCAGUCUGAACCGGUUUGCAGGGGAACAUUUUUUUUGUCUCUCAUGGAAUCUCGGGAUGGGGUCAUGGAGAGAGCUGCAGUGAUGUCACGCUGGAUUGGGAGGAUCUUGAGUCACUUUUUCUGUCUCAGACAAGAUGGCGGCUGUUCAUAGUUAAUUCAGCCCAAAUCAUCAAUCACAAAGAAAUCUGAAAGGUCAUUUGUUUAAGUCCACUCCCCCUCUUGUUUGUAUGCAUGGAAUCACAAUAGUUAAAGACUUAUGAUUCAGAGGAGUUUGCCCGAUCCAUAGUUCACGCUCUGCACUGCAAUACCUGCUAAAACUCUUGAAUGCUUAGUAUUGUGUUUUUUUCGGUUUGUUUGUUUGUUUGUUUUUCCCCCCACAGAAUUCUCAGUAAGGUUGUGGUCGGCAUUUUGUUGUAGGCUAGAAGUUACAUCUGAGGGUUUUUUUCUUUUUUCAGCAGAUGGAAAUUUGAAGUUAGCUGGAAUUGUAUCUAAAAAAAGCUGCGGUUGUUCAAAUUUGAGAUUGAUAAUACCAUUGUGCAUUUUUUUAAAGCAGUGGUUCUCAAGUCCAGCGCUCAAGGCCCACUGUCCUACACGUUUUGGAUGUUUUCUCUGCUCCACCACACCUGAUUCAAAUGAUCAGCUCGUUAUUAAGCCAUUACAGAGCUUGAUAACGAGCUGAUCAUUUGAAUCAGGUGUGCUGGAACAGGAAAACAUCCAAAACAUGCAGGACUUUUAAAGGAAGUUUUGGUGUAUGGAGGAGGGAUUUUGGGUGGGAGUCUGGUAGUGUACUGCUUUAUGUGUUUAUGUUUGUGUUAUAUGCUGGCUGAUGUACACAGGGUGAAAAUGUUCAUAAAAUAUGCAAAAAAAAAGGGAAUUGAUUAUUUGCUGUUAGGUAUGUGCUUAGCUCAGAUAAAUUCAUACCCCCCCCCCACACACACACACACACACACACACACACACACACACACACACACACACACUAUUGUUUCUCUACUUCAACUUAAUAUUCCACAGUUCCUCCACAGCAGAAUUUUCCACAUAGUCCUGGUGUAAUGUAGUCAGAAAAUGUGGUAAAACAUGGAUAUUUACAAUGCUAGGAUAAGGAUUACAUAAAAAUUGAGUGUCAUUACCUUUAUUAUAUCAACUUAAAAGGCAUCUCCUCCCGUGUGCUGCUACAGUUUUAAAUAGGUAAACUCUGUCUAGUCUCUAGUCACUCUAGUUUCUAGUCACCCAGGCUUUUACUUGGCCGUGAUUCUUCCUUCUUCUUCUGUGAACAUUUUAAACGAAUUCAGACUGUUUCUGCUUUCAUUGUGCAGCGCUGUACAUGGUUCUCAUUCAGUGUGUUUACAUGCAGUCUAGCCCCUGUUUUAGCUCGAUUAGGCACUUUAGUUGGAUUUCUGUUUUUGUCCCAGUAUAGACAUACUGGCCACAAAUUGAUAUGCUGACAAAACCAAGUGUGCCCACCUCCACAACAGUAGGUGUUGUACCCUCUUCAGCCAGUUGUACCAGUUUCUUGGCUAACAUGUUUCAGACAGAUAAACAGAUCAGUAAAAUAACAUCAAAAACAAAGACAACUCGACAUGUCGGUACCUUUUGUACCAGUCUAUACUGACCUUAUAAACCAUAUAGGUUUUGUUUACUUCCUUCUGCACAUUUAUAAAACUUUUCAUAUGUCUUUAUCUCCCUAGGGUGA
This is a messenger RNA of Xyrichtys novacula (pearly razorfish), 23560 nucleotides long. The record is from the annotation of a GenBank genome assembly. Lineage: Eukaryota; Metazoa; Chordata; Actinopteri; Labriformes; Labridae.